Sus scrofa (pig) is the source of this 555-nucleotide messenger RNA. The record is from RefSeq and is a predicted model, not a curated record. NCBI's taxonomy places the organism in Eukaryota, Metazoa, Chordata, Mammalia, Artiodactyla, Suidae.
AUGGAGCAGCGUUUUCUCGGCCGCGUGAAGGAGGACUGGAACUCCGCAGACGUGGCGCCAGAGGUCCAGCCUCCACCCAGCGAGUGCUUAGCAGAGUCUGGGCCGUGGCCGCUCCCUUUCUACCCGGUACUGGAUGAGUUCUCAGGCGACCACGAUGAUUUCGGUUGCAAAUUGCUUUCCAGUCCUUGCUGGCGCCUACAUUUUCCCUUCGUGGGAGACCGACUCGGUCCCAGAGCCCCGAGCACCUUGGAACCAAGCCCAGCCCAACUGGCACCGGGAGGAGAGAGGGACCCGGCACCGGAACCCGACGGGCGCCUGCUUCAGCAGCUGGCGUUGGCCAGACCGACCGGGCCCCGCGACAGACAGCAGGACGUCGAGACCCCUGACAGCGGGCCCCCUUCAGAGGACCGGUCUCCUCCUGCCCCCUCUCGGUGGAGCCGCGACGGGCUCGUCUCUGGCUGCUUCGAGUGGAUCGGUCGCACCCUGCGCGCCUUGAGCUGCUGUGGCCGCUGCUGGUCCGUCUUUGGCGCCAAGGAGCCCUUGAUUGCAGCCUGA